Molecule: messenger RNA, 2174 nt
Organism: Megalopta genalis
Lineage: Eukaryota; Metazoa; Arthropoda; Insecta; Hymenoptera; Halictidae
Product: 5-taurinomethyluridine-[tRNA] synthase subunit MTO1, mitochondrial
Biological process (GO): tRNA wobble uridine modification; tRNA methylation
Cellular component (GO): cytosol
Molecular function (GO): flavin adenine dinucleotide binding
Source: RefSeq, a predicted model, not a curated record
CUUAUUAUGGUUUCAAUGAUACACAUAAUAGUGCGAUAUGAAAGUGACUCAAAGGUUACGUGAAAGUAUGAAAAAUACUUGAAAUAUUCUUAUAAAUGUAUCUAGAAAUAUAUAAACUUUAACGUUUCAUCGAUUAAGGUCAAUCUAACAGUAAUAUGAGUCUAAAAAGGAUUGGAAUAUCCUCUUUGGGUUUUCACCAUAGAAAAAGGUUUUACCAGUGUAUGAGAAAUUUUUCAUCCACUAUCAAUGAACAUAAAUUUGAUGUGAUCGUGAUUGGAGGUGGUCAUGCUGGAACAGAAGCUUGUGCGGCUGCUGCCAGAAUGGGUGCUAAAACUUUACUGGUUACCCAUAAAAAAAGUACAGUAGGAGAAAUGUCGUGCAAUCCAUCCUUUGGUGGAAUUGGCAAAGGGAAUCUCAUGAGAGAAGUAGAUGCUUUGGAUGGUGUUUGUUGUCGUAUAUGCGAUCUCUCUGGGAUUCAUUAUAACAUAUUAAAUAGAUGUAAAGGGCCAGCUGUAUGGGGCUACAGAGCACAGAUCGACCGUGGUUUAUACAAGAAACACUUGCAAAAAGAACUGUUCAAUACUCCUAACUUACAAAUAUGUGAAUCCUCUGUGGAGGAUUUAAUCAUACAAGGAGAUUCUCCAAAUUGCCGUGGAAUAGUUCUCAAGGAUGGAACAAAAAUAUGCAGUGAUGCAGUUGUUAUAACAACUGGUACUUUUCUAAAGGGCCAAAUUAAUAUUGGCUUAGAAAAAAGACCUGCUGGACGACUUGAUGAUGAACCAAGCAUAGGCUUAGCUAAUACAUUAGAAAAGGCUGGAUUUAGAAUGGGAAGAUUGAAAACUGGCACUCCACCACGAAUAGAAAAAUCUACUGUAGAUUUUACCAAAUGCACUGUACAGUUACCUGACGAAGUAUCAACACCUUUCUCAUUCCUGAACGAGACUGUUUGGCUACCGGUAGAGAAGCAACUAAAUUGUUAUGGAACACAUUCAACGGAUGGAGUGGCCAAAAUAAUAAAAGAGAAUUUGCAUUGUAAUUCACAUGUUACGGAGGAGAUAACGGGACCACGGUAUUGUCCAAGUAUAGAGAGCAAAAUCUUAAAAUUUCCGGCAAACGAGCACCAUAUUUGGUUGGAACCGGAAGGGCUCGACUCACCCAUAAUAUAUCCCUCGGGAUUAUCAUGUACUCUUCCAGCAGAAAAGCAGCAACAGCUGAUACAGUGCAUACCAGGAUUAGAAAAUGCCAAAAUGUUGAAACCUGGCUAUGGCGUCGAGUACGAUUAUAUAGAUCCUACAGAAUUGAACGUUAAAUUGGAAACAAAGAGGAUACCAGGAUUAUUCCUCGCCGGACAGAUAAAUGGUACCACUGGCUACGAAGAGGCAGCUGCGCAGGGUAUAGUGGCAGGUGUUAAUGCUGCAGCCAAGGUACUGAAGAAGAAACCAUUGAUAAUUAAUCGCACUGAGGGCUACAUAGGCGUUCUCAUCGACGACCUAACAACUCAAGGGACGAACGAACCCUACAGGAUGUUCACCAGCCGUGCAGAGUUUAGGCUGAGCCUGCGACCUGAUAACGCCGACCAAAGGCUCACCAGGAAAGGCUACGAAACGGGUUGCGUGUCGGAAGAGAGAAUGUCGAGAACGGAAAGCAUUCUGUCGAAAUUACAAGAGAGCAUCGACUUGUUGCAAAGUGAAUCCCAGUCGUCUGUGAAAUGGCGGAGGUUGCUGAAUUUCCGACCGUCGAAAAACGUUCAAUGCAAAACCCCCUUUCAGAUGUUGGGCACAUACGAGGAAACCGUGUCUGUCGAAACUUUGGUCAAUGUACUUCCGGAUCGAUUUCGGCACUUGUCCGACGAUCCAGUACUAGCACGAAGAUUGGAGAUAGAAGCGAUUUAUGCGAAUGGGAUCGCGGAACAACAGAACGAGGUCAACGAGAUCCGCAAGAACGAGGAGAUGAUCAUACCUCCGGACAUCGACUACAAUUUGCCACGGUUGUCCAUAUCCAUAGAAGAGAAGGAGAAAUUGUCGAUGCUUCAGCCGUAUACGAUAGCGGCAGCCAGUCGAAUCUCAGGCGUGAGACCGUCGACCAUUCUGCGACUGAUAAAUUACAUAAAGUUGACUUCGUGUACAGUAUAAUCCCCACGUAGCUGAAAUAAACGAUAUUACCUUCAAAAGCUA